Molecule: messenger RNA, 2376 nt
Organism: Fusarium coffeatum
Lineage: Eukaryota; Fungi; Ascomycota; Sordariomycetes; Hypocreales; Nectriaceae
Exons: 7
Coding region: 1-2376 (791 amino acids)
Biological process (GO): siderophore transmembrane transport
Molecular function (GO): siderophore-iron transmembrane transporter activity
Source: RefSeq, a predicted model, not a curated record
AUGAACGAAGCACUGGGUUCAAUCUUCUCAGGCGCAAUCCCCGCCCAAUUCAUGUCUUCCUCCGAAAAACCCCAAGAUGGGUCCCCAUCCGAAUCCUCAUCCGCAACAAAAGACCGCAUCGUAAAAGAAAUCCACAGCCGCGUCGAAGAAGCAAAAAAUCUACAAGAAAAAUCAAUCGAACUCCACGAAAAAGCAGACAAUGAAUCCGAUCCCGAAGAAGCAGAGAAUAUUCGAUUUGAAGCAAGACAAAUCGAUAAGAAAGCAGCCAAGCUUAUGAAAACUGCUGAACGACUUGAAAAGGGCUGGUUGCAGGGCGGUGCCAUGGGGACGGGGAUAGGUGCUGGUGUGGCGAGCGGACUAGGCAUGGGUGUGGGAGCAUUGUUGACGGGUGUUGUGGCUAUUCCUACUGCUGGGUUGGGACUGUUAAUUGGAGCGGGGACAGGACUUGCGCAUGGGAGUUGGGUCAAGUUUACGGAUGCUUUUAGUAAGGAGGAGACUGAGGGGAUUGUUAAUGAGGCUACGGAGGAGGCUGAGAAGAUUGCAAAGGGAGCUGAAGAGAAGAAGGUCGAAUGUCUCUUGGCAAUCACUCUUCUCUUGACUGCUCUUUGGUCAGCGGCCGACAAAGAAACGCAUCGCGACGCCGAAGCGGCAGAAGUCGAAAGACCUCGCUUCGCAAAUGAAGCCCUUCGUAAGCUAUGGACAACUAAAACCCUCGGCAUAGCAAUUGGCUGUCUUCUGUUGAUGAACUUCUUCAUGAAUCUAACAGUCUACACACAAAAUGUCUACGAGCCGUACGCGACGAGUCAUUUCAAGGCGCAUUCUCUCCUAGCCACUGGCUCAAUCGUCGCGGGAAUUGUGAGGAUUGUUUCAUAUCCGCUUUUGGCCAAGCUUGCAAACCAUUUUGGUAGACCGCAGGGGUUUGCCGGUGGUGCCCUCGCCAUGGCUAUCGGAAACGCGAUGUAUGCAUCCUGUCGCAACGUCGAUACCUUCCUGGCUGGUACAAUCUUUGACGUACUGGGCGACUCAGCUUGGAACAUCGUCCAACAGAUCUUCAUAGCAGACAUAACCUCCCUCGUAAACAGAGGUAUCCUCUUCACCCUCCCCGAAUCCCUCUCCGCGAUACCUACACUCUACGGCGGAACAUAUCUCGGCGAGCAUAUACUUCUAAACUCUUCUUGGAGAUGGGGAUACGGUAUGUGGAGUAUUAUUCUUCCCGUUACUGCGAUUCCUACUAUUGGGAUCAUGGUAUGGAUGAAUCGACGUGCCAAACGUGUUGGUCUUGUUGCUGAGAAGGUGUCUUUCAUGCACGGUGCUCAGAGUGGACCUUUGGGGAAGGUGAAGCAUGUUGGAGUCCAGUUAGAUCUUUUCGGUGCUUUACUUCUUGUUGCGGGUUUGGCGAUGACUUUACUCCCCAUGACCAUCGCAGGACGCAACAACACCGAUCGCUGGAGUCGCCCAUCCUCCAUCGUUCUCAUCAUCCUCGGUGCUCUAACCUUCAUCGCCUUUCUCGUCUGGGAUGGCAAGUUUGCUUCCAACCCCAUCAUUCCUUACCGAACAAUCCGCGAACACAACGUCAUCGUUGCUUGCGCAUCGGUUAUUAUUAUCGCUAUGUCGGAUAGUAUCUACCGGCCAUUCCUUUCUAGCUUUUUGCAAGUUGCGGGUCAUUAUUCGCCUGGUGCUGCGACGCGAGUGGAUGAUGCGCAGCGUGUGGCUUAUAAUGUUGGUGCGCUUGUAGCUGGUUUGUCGCUCAAGUUUAUCAAGAACACGAAACCUCUUAUCAUGGUUGGAGUUGUCUGCAUCAUCUUGGCUGCUGGGCUUCCGAUUUACCUAACAAACAUUUCUGGCACACAUAUAGCUAGCGAAGCUGCCUUCAUCACCACAAAGUCACUCCUCGGUGUUGGUAGAGGCUUUACUCAAGUGCCCCUCCAAGUAUCCCUCCAAGCCGUUCUCGAAAACGAGCAAGUCGCCAUCGCAACAGCCGUCUACCUCUCUUCCCUAGGCUUUGGUUCCAAUCUCGGUGUAACAGUCAGCGGCGCAAUCUGGAACUCCCUCCUCCCCCGCAAACUCAUUGCCAAUUUCGGUCAAGCCGAAGGACGCAAGAUCUUUGGGUCUAUCGUCGUUGCGAAAAACUACACAAUCGGUAGUGCUGACCGAAUCGCUAUUGAUGAAUGUUAUCGGGAGACGCAGCAGACUCUUGCUAUUGGAUCUGUGUGUGUUUCGGGGUUGUUGCUUUUGAUGGUUUAUCUUGUUAGGAAUGUCAAGUUGGGUGAGGAGGAUGAGAAGAGGGCUGCUAAGGCGGAUGAGGAACUUGCUUGGGCUGUGAAGCAGAGGGAGACUGAGGGUGAUGGAGCUGUUGAGGUCGGUAAGAAGGAGUAG